AUGCAGCACGUGGCAUCAGGCGGCACCCAUGUACCUGCCAUCGACGUCAUACACAGUUGCCAUCCCUGGACAGCUGCAGUUGCCAUCCCUGGACAGCUGCAGUUGCCAUGCCUGGACAGCUGCAGUUGCCAUGCCUGGACAACUGAAGUUGCCAUGCCAGGACAAACUGUAGUUGCCAUGUAUGAUCAAAAAUGUGAUUGCAAUGUACAAACAACCGUGGAUGGUUAUUACAGUGGUGCUACCUCGGGAAAGGUCUCAUGGCAAGCUUCACAGAUUGCAGACAUAGCACGUCAAUUUGGUGUGACAGACCACACAAGAUGGGCACAUGCGGCACAACAAGGGCCUUCAACUACAAUCAACAGUGGCGCGGGGACAUCUACUGCGGGGAGCUCUGAGCGCACGGAAGACGCGUUCCACCAGCCAGCCAACAAUCAUGCCGCAAACAAUGCCGAGUCAGAGUCGGAAAUGGCAAUCAUUCCAGCAAUGCCGACAAGCACACCUUUGAACACAAGCACUGGCAACACUCAAGUAGAUGAAAGUGCCUCCGAUACUGAAGUGAAUGAUGAAACUGAUGACGAAGCACAAGGGGAUGAAGAUGGUGGGCAAUCAGAGAUCAUGGUACCUCAGCCACCUUACGUUGGGCAGAGAUUUGAAUCGUUCGCAGAGGCAAAGGAAUUCUACCAAACAUAUGCAAAGUUCCAUGGAUUUGCGGUCAACACCGAAUACCAUAGGAAAAUUAAGAAAACUAACGAGUACAACAGAGAUGGAGCACAGUGGGUGGUCACUGAAUAUUUUGACGAGCACAACCACAAACUCAUAAAGAAGUUCGACCUGGUAAAAUUUCUGACCGCCCACAGAGGAUUCACCCCCCUCGAGAAGAAAUUCAUAAAGCUGCUACAUGAUUAUAACGUCGGUCCAUCAAGAAUGGUCCAGAUACUAUCACUCAUCCACAGCAAAAAAGGGACUUUGAGUAGCAUGCCCUACAUACCAGCUGACGUCACAAACCUAAAGGCAAAGUACCGUAGAGAGAGCAAGUUGGCUGACAUAGAGGCCACAAUGGCCUACUUCGAUGAGAAAGCAAAGGAAGAUCCAGAUUUCUUCUACAGGAUAAGAUUAGACGAUGAGGACCGUGUCAGGAACAUGUAUUGGGUGGAUGGUGCUGCAAGAAGAGCCUACAAACAUUUCCGAGAUUGCAUUUCAUUCGACGCGACAUAUCUCACUAAUAUGUACAAGAUGCCAUGCGCUCCAUUCAUAGGAAUAAAUAACCACAAUCAGUCGUUGCAGUUCGGAUGCGGGCUCGUUCGGAACGAAGACACGGAUGGGUACUUUUGGCUCUUCAAGACCUUCUUGGAGUGCAUGGGUGGACUUGCUCCGAUGAACAUAAUAACAGACCAGGAUUUUAGCAUGCGUGCAGGCAUAGAGGAGGUCUUUCCGUUGGCAGUGCACAGGCACUGCAGGUGGCACAUUAUAAAGAAGGCUGAGGAGACACUAGGACUGUUCUUUGCUGACCGUCCAGACCUGCACAAGGCAUUCGAGCUGUGCAUGGACCACAGCUUGACGGUGGAGGAGUCUGAAAGGAGCUGGAUGGCUAUGAUUGAAACAUAUCAAGUCCAAGACCACGAGACGCUUGCUAGCUUAUGGGAGAAGCGAAUGUACUGGGUGCCGGCCUACUUCAUGCAGUGUUUCUUCCCGUUUCUGCAGACUACACAGCACAGUGAGGGGUUCAAUGCUAUUUUGAAGUGGUACGUGAGCCCUGGCAACUCAUUACUACAGUUUGCCAAGCAGUACACCGCUUUGCAACAAAAAAUACUGGGAUCCAAGCUACAGCAAGUAGCAAAUACCGCGCUCAAGCAGCCAAAAUUGCUAACGUAUUUACCAAUGGAGAGGCAGAUGAGCAAGAUAUACACCAACAGGAUUUUUAACAAAUUCCAGGAAGAAAUAAAGUGUGCCAGCAUGUACACGGCUUUCCAGGUGGACGAACAUACGUUCAAGGUGUGUUCUAUCAUGGGCAUGUCGGAUUCAGAACCUGAAGACCCAGACAAGGGAAGGAACUACUUUGUGAAGGCAUCGAUAAGCGAAGGCGAAUACUACUGCCAAUGCUGCAAAUUCGAACGGGACGGGAUUGUGUGCUGUCACAUUCUAAAAGUAAUGGACUUGAACGCGGUGACACGAAUGCCCCGCCAUUUCAUAAGGCGGCGAUGGACUUGGGACGCUGACGACGCAUUGGCACCGCAAACAUCAAAUGCAGUUUUGGCCGUGCAUGACGAGAGACCAGAGUCAACCAUGGAAGCCGUGAGGCACGUUGUGUUGACAAAGAACUAUGCUGAACUAAUUGAUGAAGCGUGCAAGAGUGAUGAGACAGCAAAGGUCGCAGAAAAACACAGGAAGGCCCUCAAAAGAGAGCUUGAUGAGAUCAAGAAGAGGAAAGCUGAGGAAGCCUUACACAGGUUCCCCCGCACAUCAAGUGUGCCUUCGUCCACAGGGCCAUCAUCUGAAAACUCGGAGGUAGGAUCUGGACAACAAGCACACAAACACAGGUGCAUCAGCAUCUGA
Aegilops tauschii subsp. strangulata is the source of this 2553-nucleotide messenger RNA. NCBI's taxonomy places the organism in Eukaryota, Viridiplantae, Streptophyta, Magnoliopsida, Poales, Poaceae. The record is from RefSeq and is a predicted model, not a curated record.